Sitophilus oryzae (rice weevil) is the source of this 3408-nucleotide messenger RNA. It is a transcript of the gene Mgat4a, whose product is annotated as alpha-1,3-mannosyl-glycoprotein 4-beta-N-acetylglucosaminyltransferase B. Gene Ontology annotation, molecular function: acetylglucosaminyltransferase activity. The transcript has a single exon. Gene Ontology annotation, biological process: protein N-linked glycosylation. Gene Ontology annotation, cellular component: Golgi stack; endoplasmic reticulum; endoplasmic reticulum-Golgi intermediate compartment. NCBI's taxonomy places the organism in Eukaryota, Metazoa, Arthropoda, Insecta, Coleoptera, Curculionidae. The coding region runs from base 245 to 1909 and encodes 554 amino acids. The record is from RefSeq and is a predicted model, not a curated record.
UUUUACAUAACCUCAAAUGAUAUAACUGUAAAAAAUUUGACUGAAAAUAUUCCCUUUUUAGAUUUGAUUAAUUUGAUUUCUCAUAUGUAUGUAUCGAACAAGUUUUAAUAAGGAAAAACAGACUGGUUUUAAAUUUCUGUUGUAUCUAAACGUCUGUGAUGUACUGGUAGAUUAUUGCGGGCAAUUUUAUGUGUGUGUCUGGAGUGUUGCAAUGUUCUAAAAAUCGAGUCACCAUCACCACAAAAUGACGCUAAACUUACCAGCUUCACCACUGCGAAGACGCAACUGCUUCGUGAUUUUGGGGUUUGCUUUAUUCGUUCCAUUAUGCCUGUUUGUUUUGUUCUCUGUUCCAGACGUAAACACUGAACAAUUACUAGUUCAAAGACUAGCCGAGCUACAAAUUAGACUUCAGUAUUUAGAUUCAGUGUACAGAAUUCGUCAGGAGGACCUACAAAAAUUGACUGAAUACAUUGAUGUUGUUUUGCUCUCUCAGAAUUCAACUGGGGUCACUUUGGUUAAUCCAAAUACCAGCCUCACAAACGAUGUUAAACACUUAGUGAAGAAUAUGACAGGACUCAACGCAGCUUAUGGUAUAAAUCCAUCUUUUGUAGUGAGGUUUUCUACAUCCUAUUACUUUCUGCCACAUUUGCUAGAUGACCCAUUUAGUUUAAGAUUAGCAUAUAUGUUGUCUAAAGGUCGAGCAGGUGUAUCAUUAGUCAUGGGUAUACCUACAGUUAAGAGAGAAAAACAAAGUUAUCUUAUGGACACCUUACAGAACCUGUUAGAGGGAAUGAACUCAGCUGAGGCUAAUGACACUUUGAUUGUUGUUUUUGUUGCGGAGACUGACUUACAAUAUGUGUUGCAUGUAGCAAGACAAAUUGAAACACGUUACCCUGCUCAAGUAGAGUCUGGAUUAAUUGAGGUUAUAUCACCUUCACCUUCCUAUUAUCCAGACUUUGAAAAAUUAAGACUAACUCUAGGAGAUUCCAGAGAAAGGGUUAAGUGGAGAUCCAAGCAGAAUUUAGAUUUUGCCUUUCUGAUGUCUUACGCUCAGCCUAAAGGAACCUUUUAUGUGCAGCUGGAAGAUGAUAUAUUAGCUAAACCACAGUAUGUAACUGAGAUGAAAAAUUUUGCCUUGGAUAAAACAUCAAAGAAGGAACCCUGGUUUGUUCUGGAUUUCUGUCAAUUGGGAUUUAUAGGGAAGAUGUUUAAAAGUGCAGAACUGCCAUGGUUAAUAACAUUUUUCCAGAUGUUUUACAACGAUAAACCUGUAGAUUGGUUACUGGAUCAUCUUUUGUACACUAAAAUUUGUAACUAUGAAAAAAAUAACGACGUUUGCAAGAAAGAGAAAGCUAAAUUAUGGAUUCGAUACAAACCAUCACUGUUUCAACAUAUCGGUACUCAUUCCUCUUUGAAAGGAAAAAUGCAGAAACUCAAAGACAAGCAGUUUGGUAAAGUUCCCUUAUUUAUACCUCAUAACAAUCCUGAAGCCGAUGUUACUUCAAGCAUUAAGCAUUACAAACAGUACACUCUUAAACGAGCUUAUUUAGGUGAAACUUUUUUCUGGGGGUUGUUACCCCAGCCUGACGAUCAACUAACCUUUACUUUCAGCUCACCAGUACUUCUAAAACGGUACUAUUUCAGGAGCGGAAACGCAGACCAUCCGGCAGAUAAAUUCUACAACACUACUGUCGAAGUUCUUCCAGUUGAAAUGCCCAGAAAUAUUACAAAAUUGGCAUAUAAUUUGACCAGCGAUGGGUAUGUGCUUGUAGGUAAAUUCGAUUCUGUUGGUAUAGCUAGCGGAGUUGUUGAUGAAGUACUUGGUAAAAUAAGAACUUUGAGGUUGUACAUUCAUUCUGACAGUGAUAACUGGGCUAUUCUUAGUGAAAUUCAUAUACAGGAUGAGUAAAUAAUUUUUUUUCAAGUGUAUUUUCAAAUAUUAGUACUAUCCUAGUAAUAUAAAAUGUGUGUAUCUGUGAUAAACCAAUAUUGUUGGUAGUUAUAUUAAAGCUUUGACUCUGUUAUAGGUAGAUUUUAGUAAAAUGAUAGUUGUUAUUAAAAUUAAUCAGUAUAGGGCACAAAAACAUAACAGAAUCUUAAAAUAAUUUAACAAAAAAAAAUGAAUAUUUAUUUAAUCUAUUUUAAUAAAUUUUUACUAUAGUUGUAUAUGAAAGAGAGUGUCAAAGAAUCAGGAUCAAAUUGUACAGGGUGUUUCUAUUGGUCAAAUUUUGGCCAUUCUUUUUGACGGCAGUGGUAAAUUAACAAAAAAUAGUAAGUUUGGUAGGAGAGUAUGAGUUUAUGGUAAAAAUUUUUAAAAUUAAUAUUUAAUAGUUUUAAUUUUUUCUAAAGAAUUGUGAAUAUUAAUUUUGCAAUUGCAAACCCAGCAAAAGGUAUACAAGAAAAAUAUUUAUUAUAUUGUAUAAGUAUAAGAAUUUGAUCUGUUAUUAUUUGUUUUCUAAUUUAGUUAUAAAAAUUUGUGAUUAUUUAAUAAGAUAUAAAAUUUUUCAAUGUAGUAUUAGUUAUGGACGAUUAAGAGAUGAUUGAGUGAGAUGUGUACAGGGUGUCCCAAAUUCGAGCUUCAUAAAUGGUACUCAAGUUGAUGCUGAUCAAAAUGCCACCUGAAAAGCGAAAAAAUUCCGGUUGGGUCGGAAGAUUUUUUUGGGACACCCUGUAUAUCGUUUUUAAAAGUGAGAUUUAUUAUUUUUCGGAUUAUUAUUUUUAUUUUAUAUUUAUAUCUCAGUCUGUUUUAGAUGUAUAGAAAAAUAAAAAAUAUAAACAUUGUCUUUAAAGAACUAACACAUUUUUUAGAAGUUAUUUUUGCUUAGGAAAUGAUGUUUUAAAUUUCAAUCUAGAGUGACAAUAACUGUCAUAUACUAACUUACCAAACCUCGUUUUUUAUCUGAAAAAAUAAGAAAGUUAUAGGGGUGAUACCCUUUGAAAAACACUCGGUAUUAACAUAAUUUCUUAGAAUGAAUGUUAGCUAAUAAUAUUUUUUGGAUUUGUUACAUUGUUUUAUUUGUUAUUUAUAAUUGAUUAUACAGUAUGUUAUUUUCUAUUGCUUGUAGCUAUGUAUAGAUAUGAACAUUUCAUUUAUAAGUUAAUAUUUAAAUUAAGAACUUAUUUUUUUGAAGUCAUUAUCCCCAAAAAAUUGUAAUUUACAAAUGUCUGUUAUAUCAUAAAAUCAAAUAAGAACAAAACUAUGAAACAAAAGGCUCGAAUAUGAAUAAAGAUCAAGGUUAUGCUCUUUAUUGAAUUUAUAACCACUUACUGACUAUUGUAAAAUUUUUAUACCUUUUUACGCUUAAGAUUUGUUUUGUAUUACCUUUAUGUUUUGUUAUUUUAACGCAUCUGUUUUGUUAUAAAUAUACUUAUACUAGUUUUCUACAUGUGUAUUUUAGUUUUCUACAU